ACCCUGUUAGCACGCCAUGUUUGUGCGACAGCUGCUGUCAAAUUGACGUUCGCUUGAUUCGCCUCUCUUUCGCUCUUUCUUCUACGAGCGUUCGCCACACAAGAUGACGAAAGGUACCUCGAGUUUUGGUAAACGCCACAAUAAGACGCACACCCUGUGCCGUCGUUGUGGCCGAUCCUCCUAUCACAUUCAGAAGUCCACUUGCGCCCAAUGUGGUUACCCCGCAGCCAAGUUGCGUUCAUACAACUGGUCCGUGAAGGCUAAGAGGAGGAAGACAACUGGCACUGGCCGCAUGAGCUAUCUGAAGGUUGUUCGUCGUCGUUUCCGCAACGGAUUCCGCGAAGGCACCCAGGCUAAGCCCAAGAAGGCGCAGUCCGGCAAAUAGGCGCAAAGCUAACUGGGCUAGCCGCAAACGCUCUAAUUAACUACAACAAAUUAGCAUCAGCAGCAGCAGUACAGUAAA
This is a messenger RNA of Drosophila navojoa, 463 nucleotides long. It is a transcript of the gene RpL37a, whose product is annotated as ribosomal protein L37a. Gene Ontology annotation, biological process: translation. The record is from RefSeq and is a predicted model, not a curated record. Lineage: Eukaryota; Metazoa; Arthropoda; Insecta; Diptera; Drosophilidae. Gene Ontology annotation, molecular function: RNA binding; structural constituent of ribosome. Gene Ontology annotation, cellular component: cytosolic large ribosomal subunit; ribosome.